AUGAAAUCAAUCACUCUUCCAAGGGCUGAGGACAAGAAAAUCGUCAGACAUGCUCUGCCAACGUCCAAUAUAUUCACAGCUGCCGUUGCCAGACUGUAUUUAGCAUUCGAGCAGGAUGGCAACGUAUGGAAAUAUUCUGGAUUGUGGGGUGCUAUGGCAUUUUGCAAAGAUCGCCAGAGGAACAACUCUUAUUUUCUUCGACUCAUUGAUAUUGAAUCUAAUCGAGGUGUUAUAUGGGAGCAAGAGCUAUACGUUGGAUUUGACUACUCGAAAGACUGUCCAUUUUUACAUUCAUUCGAAACUGAUGAUUGUUUAGCUGGUAUACAAUUUGUAGACCAAGGGGAAGCUGAUGUCUUUUAUGAUAAAGUAUUGAAUCGAGAUUCCAUCAAACUUAAAGAUAGUCGUAACACACAGAAAAGUGGUGAUGUGGGCCGAGUACGAUUCACGCCAGGAAAGGGAUUCUCAGUUGACAAUAACGACUCUGAAGUGCUCGAGAUUCUAAGGGAAUUGGAGAAAUUGGAAGAUUUCUCGGCAGCCGACAUUGAUCAAAACCAAGAUUUCAUCCAAGAUUUCAUUAGGCAGUAUAGAAGUGGCAGCAAGAAAUCAUCCAAUAAAAGAGGGCCACCUCCACCACCACCUCCAUCACGAAACAGACAUGCAAAAGCACCCGCUCCUCCACCAAUCCCUCCCAUGUUGAAUAGACCAAAUCCUAUUGCUCAAGGAUCUCCUCCUCCUCCACCUGUUCCAAACAGAGGUAUCAGGCAGUCGCCAUCAAUCCCCUUCAUCAACAUGAGGUCUUCAGUCGCGGUAGGCGGAGCACCACCGCCGCCACCAUCACCACUACCUCCUCCCGUUGAACGAGGCUCUCCUAUACCAACUGGUGCUCCUCCUCCUCCUCCACCACCGCCUCCUUCUGCUGGACCUCCUGCAAGCCCCUCGCCUAUCAGUAGUAUGGCUCCUUCUGGUGGUGAUGGUCGUUCGAACCUAAUGGCUGCUAUUCGUUCGACUGGUGGUUUUGGCUUAUUGAAAAAGGGUGGAUCACUGAAAACUGCAAACACAAGACGCCCUGUAUCAUCACCAGCUUCUCGAGGCUUGAAUCAGAAAAAUUUUACUUCCAAUCAAAGUGAUAUGGCAUCUAGUCUUGCUGCAGCUCUUGAAAAAAGAAAGAAGAGUGCUCUUCAUAGCGAUGACUCGGAUGAUGAUGACGAUGAUGAUUGGAAAUAA
Molecule: messenger RNA, 1224 nt
Organism: Mucor velutinosus
Lineage: Eukaryota; Fungi; Mucoromycota; Mucoromycetes; Mucorales; Mucoraceae
Exons: 6
Coding region: 1-1224 (407 amino acids)
Molecular function (GO): actin binding
Source: RefSeq, a predicted model, not a curated record